Molecule: messenger RNA, 1215 nt
Organism: Sorghum bicolor (sorghum)
Lineage: Eukaryota; Viridiplantae; Streptophyta; Magnoliopsida; Poales; Poaceae
Product: probable pinoresinol-lariciresinol reductase 3
Exons: 5
Coding region: 42-1100 (352 amino acids)
Molecular function (GO): oxidoreductase activity
Source: RefSeq, a predicted model, not a curated record
CCAAGCCGUCCGAUCAGCGAGAGGUAUUGAACCAACGGUUCAUGAUUGUAUUUGAUCGUGAGAUAACCACACACACUCGGUCACAGCCGCAGCCUUCCGGAGUUUCCUUGGCAGCAGUUGCCAAUCGCGCCGUGGGAUCUCGUCGAACGGAGCGGGCGGCGACGGCGAUGUCAAGGGAGGCGACGAGGACGAGGAGCCGGGUCCUGGUGGUCGGCGCCACCGGCCGCCUCGGUGGAAGCAUCGCUCGGGCCAGCCUCGCCGCGGGCCACCUCACCUUCGCGCUCGUGCGGCCCCACCACUUCGCACGCCCCGACUCCCCCUUGCUCGAGCCGCUCGUAGCCGCCGGCGCCACUCUGCUCCAGGGGUCACUGGAAGAUUACUCGAGCCUGCUCGAGGCGGUGCGUCAGGUGGACAUUGUCAUCUGCGCGGUGCCCACGAAGCAGGUGCUCGAGCAGAAGCCCCUGAUUCGGGCUAUAAAGGAUGCUGGAUGCGUGAAGAGAUUUAUUCCAGCAGAAUUUGGAGCAGAUCCAACAAAGGUUCAAAUUUGUGACAUGGAUUAUGGCUUCUAUGAGAAGAAAAUUGAAAUCCGCCAUUCAAUAGAGAGUGAAGGCAUUCCUCAUACCUACAUAUGCUGCAACUUCUUUAUGCGCUAUUUGCUUCCUUCACUGGUGCAACCUGGCCUAGAUGCUCCUCCUAGAGAUGAAAUCAAAAUAUUCGGUGAAGGAAAUACUAAAGGUGUUUUUGUUAAAGAGAAUGAUGUUGCUAAAUUUACAAUUUGCACCAUAGAGGAUCCCAGGACAUUAAACAAGACGUUAUAUCUGAGGCCUCCAGGAAACGUCUGCUCAAUGAAUGAAUUGGCUGACCUCUGGGAGACAAAAAUCAAGAAAUCCCUGAAAAGAUUCUAUGUAACAGAAGAGCAACUUCUUAAAGAAAUCCAUGAUGCUCCAUUUCCCUUGAAGAUGGAUCUAAUUUUCAUAUAUUCAGCAUUUGUUAAGGGUGACCACACAUUUUUUGAAUUUGACUUGUCAACUGAAGGAACUCAACUAUAUCCCCAUGUAAAUUAUACAACAGUGAACGAGUACUUGGAUACUCUAGUUUAGAAUAUUUGGUCGAUGUAUAUCUUUCUUGUAAGUCAUAAACAAUGCCUUUUUUGUGUCAAAUGGAGUAUUAAAAGGAGAGUGAUGGAUACCUGUCCAUCUUUGUUUGAUCUGACAA